AUGGAUCAACCUGAGGAGAGUUCCAGGUUCACCACAGAGAAUUAUAUUGAUUUGAUGACAAGUCAUGGCAUCUCAUUUGAAGGACGUAUCCGACCGGACAAAUGGGGAGACUAUGCUGCAGUAUUCGACGAGAUACGGCGCAUUGGUCAGCUGAGACCCGAAGAAUUCGCCGACAAGUUCCUACUAGAGGACGAAUAUGCCGUCGACAAAGCAUACAAUGCUGCAAGAAUGAGCGAAGAAGCUUGGGGUUGUCUCGAAAACGGGGAUUCCGAUCGUAUUUGUCGGAAACGCCCUUGGAAGCCCAUGUUCGAGGCGAAGCCAGCCAACCCGGUUGAAGCCGAAAGACUUCAGAGAAGACGGCGAAAGAGACUCCUAUGCACAUGUACUCGCCUCGAGCUGGCCCAGACAAGAGUCCGCAGCAGCGACCAGUAUUCUCGGCUUUUCUCGCGCCAGUUCGAUAAAUCCGUUGACCACGAGGAUAUGACAAGUGAGGCGAAGAAACGGUUGAAAAGGAGACCAGAUAGGGUCAUCGGACUUCGGCCAACCGGUACAUUGAGACAACAUCUCCCGUCUUUGCAGACCAGAUACAGCCCAUUCAAGAGGCGCAAUGUCGUCUAUCCUUUCAUUGUGAUCGAAGCAAAGCCGGCCGAGAACCAUGGCGCCAGUUUUGCCAGCAUGCUACGCCAGACGGCUUUCGUCACAAGGACAUGUCUGCGCUUGCAGCAGAAUCUGCGACAAGAAACCGGGAUGCCACACCAGUGCUUGGUCUGGUCGUUCUUGAGUCUAGGGGAAGAGUGGCGUCUCUAUGCCGCUGUGCCGGAUGGGUUGGGCGUGCAAAUCUUUGACCUUUGGCACGGAACAGUUCUCUUCCCGGAGGGGGGUCUCCAACUCCUGCUGAUCAUCGAGCACCUCUGUGACUGGGCCUGUGAAGUCUAUCGGCCAAGUGUUCUUACGUGCCUGAGUGGUGGUAGAGACAAUCUUCUCAGAUCCAGACUCAGUCCCACUGGCACCGACAUCUCUUCGCAGCUUGGUGAUGCAGACCUCACACUGUCGCGCGCCGCGUCGCGAGCGAUCUCGCUUCCUUCGAGAUCAUCCGUCAUGCGGGAGCUCGCCGGCGGUACUACGACCGGACGAUUACCUAAGGACACAUCUGCAGAACCUCCAGAAAUCGAGCUCUUGCUUCAAGUCGACUCGGCCGGUUCACUGCGCGGACAGGAUUCUCAUCGUUGGCGGCGAUGGGCCACGAAAGCGCAAGACUCCAGCCUGCCCUGGACCGGCAAAGCAACCAUCCGGCACGCCAACCAGGUCGAGCUGAGCUUUGUGCAAGUCACGGUGCCCGCCAAAGCCGGUCUCCUCGAAAGGUGCUUAGCGUACUGCUUUCCAGAGCUCACGCCUAAAGGGGCUGCAAGAAAACUGCUGAUUUCCCUCCAGGACGACGAUCUGGCAGUGACGGCUCCCGCUCCUCAUCCUGUGAAAGCCGCCUUCCAGCAACGAACUCCUCAGUCGCGCAGGUCUACACUCGAGGUGCGAGCUUUGGUAUAUUUUCGCUCAGCAAUAAGCCCCGAGGACUGGCAAGUCACACGCCACGUGCUGGCCGUCCUGUGCGACCAGCAGGCGUUAAGGCUAUUGGCGGAAACUGCGGAAGAAGUCGAUCCCAAAAUCGACCGAGACAUGGGCAUGGGCAUGGGCAUGGGCAUGGACAGACGAGAUGCCAUCACCACGAGUGCGGACUGGGAGCGCUUCAAGCAAGCCAUCAAUUGGCCGAAAUACAUCGGGGGAACGACUUCGGCCGGACUGGCCCUUGGCCGCCGUCAACUGUGCCUGAGGUCGCUCCGUGACGACGACGGCUCGGUCCGGUUUGAGUGGACCAAGUUCUGUCCGCAACAAGAUGGGGGAGUGGCAGGAGAGGAUAUGUUACGGAUGAUUUCAUGGUCACAUGCCUCCUCUCAGAAACCGCCCCAAGUCGGAUUCGCUAAUGCUAUCCCACACCAGCAGCUGGCACCCUACCUCCAAACGGCGCGGUGCACCCUUACUGUUACUGUUCAGGCGAACACUGAUGCUCAAAGAUCAGCGACACCGGCAGCUCUGGCCGUCCCGAACCUUAGAACUUCUGGCGUCUUGAUCAAGAAACCUACCACCGGCUGGCCCGAGACGGUGCAGGAGUUCUGCUACUUGGUCACGGACGAGAAGGUCGGGUUCGACGACGUGGCGUUGCUGGGCCAGCUGCUGGAAGAAACCAGACGCCGAAAAGAAUUAUACUCCAUGGUUCGAAAGCACACCACCUACCACCAGAGAGAUCUGGCAUUCAUCGACCGGUGGAUCCGGGUCUUGAAGAACGAGUUGCCUCACGACACACCUUUUUCUCAAUUGACUUGA
Messenger RNA from Capronia coronata CBS 617.96, 2376 nucleotides. RefSeq lists its product as uncharacterized. The transcript has 4 exons. The record is from RefSeq and is a predicted model, not a curated record. The coding region runs from base 1 to 2376 and encodes 791 amino acids. Lineage: Eukaryota; Fungi; Ascomycota; Eurotiomycetes; Chaetothyriales; Herpotrichiellaceae.